Molecule: messenger RNA, 1086 nt
Organism: Phascolarctos cinereus (koala)
Lineage: Eukaryota; Metazoa; Chordata; Mammalia; Diprotodontia; Phascolarctidae
Product: olfactory receptor 51Q1-like
Biological process (GO): G protein-coupled receptor signaling pathway
Cellular component (GO): plasma membrane
Molecular function (GO): olfactory receptor activity; G protein-coupled receptor activity
Source: RefSeq, a predicted model, not a curated record
CUCGGUGCUACGUUCAACUGUCAUGUCAGCCAACGCUAACACCACUGAAGAAUCCUUCUAUUUCAUCCUUACGGGAGUCCCAGGGUUUGAGGCAGUGCACAUCUGGAUCUCCAUCCCUUUCUUCUGCUUAUACAUGAUUUCUUUGAUUGGCAACACUGUCAUCUUGGCUGUCAUUUGGACAGAGUCCUCACUCCACCAGCCCAUGUACGUGUUUCUCUCUAUGCUGACACAAACUGACCUAGGUCUGACCCUCACUACGCUGCCCACAGUCAUGCGCCUCCUCUGGUUCAAUGCCCGCAAGAUCAGCUUGGAAGCCUGUUUUGUCCAGUUUUUCUUCCUCCAUGGCUUCUCCUUCAUGGAGUCUUCAGUCCUUCUGGCCAUGGCCUUUGAUCGCGAUGUUGCCAUCUGCCACCCUCUCCGCUAUGCCUCUAUCCUUACAGAUGCAGUUGUCAGGAGGAUUGGGAUGGCCAUCGUUAUCCGCUGUGUUGUAGCGGUCUUGCCCCGCCUCUUCCUGCUCCAGCAGCUUCCCUUUUGUCACUCCCACGUACUCACUCACUCCUAUUGCCUCCACCAGGACAUGAUCCGCCUGGUCUGUUUUGACACUACAAUCAACAGCUGGUAUGGCUUUGGGCUGGUCAUGGUCAUUUAUGUGCUUGACCCUCUCCUCAUUGUUUUCUCAUAUGCACUGAUCUUCUUCAGUGUCUUACAUGCUGCCUCCCCAGCUGAGUGUCUUCGGGCCUUCAACAACUGUCUUUCCCAUAUUCUGGCUGUGCUUGUUCUCUAUGUGCCUAUGAUAGGGCUGUCAAUGGUCCACCGCUUUGCUCGGCAUGCCUCCCCGCUGGUCCAUGUGGCGAUGGCCAAUGUCUACCUGCUGUCACCUCCUGUGAUGAACCCCAUCAUCUACACUGUGAAGACCAAGCAGAUCCACCAGAGAAUCCUCCAUCUUCUCUCUCAGAAGAAAGUGUAUUAAGAAUGGAGUAGAGAUUGUGGUCAGUAGAAUCAUAGCAGGCCAGGAAAAGAGAGAAGUUGCCAAGAGAUUUUUUUUUGACAACUUCCAUGUCAGUUCAUUUAAUGAAAAUCUGGUAU